Molecule: messenger RNA, 498 nt
Organism: Elaeis guineensis (African oil palm)
Lineage: Eukaryota; Viridiplantae; Streptophyta; Magnoliopsida; Arecales; Arecaceae
Product: superoxide dismutase [Cu-Zn]-like
Biological process (GO): superoxide metabolic process
Molecular function (GO): copper ion binding
Source: RefSeq, a predicted model, not a curated record
AUGAGAAGCUCAGGUCCAGGUCAUAAAGGAACUGGGGGAGCAAAACCUCGAGAAGGUUACAUGACACAGAGAAGGGAUGAGGUAUACUGGACCUGGACAAAGCAGUAUACCAUCUGCACCAAUAGAGGUGCAAACAAAAGCAGCCUAGGAUUUUCCUGGUCUUCUACCAGCCCAAAAUGUGUACAAGGGCUUCAUGGAUUCUAUGUUCACGCUUUUGGUGACACCACCAAUAGUUGCAUGUCUACUGGGCCGCAUUCUAAUCUUACUAAGAACGAACAUGGGGCACUUGAAAAUGAGAACUGCCAUGUUGGUGAUCUUGAAAAUGUGACUGCUGGCGAAGAUGAGACUGUUAAUUUUAGCACAAAUGACAAGCGGAUUCUUCUUAGUAGACCAAAUUUCAUUAUUGGAAGGGCUAUUGUUGUCCAUGCUGAUCUUGAUGACCUCGAAAAGGAUAAACUUUACUCUUCAGAUAUUUAUGUUAACUUCAUGUUUCAUUAA